Molecule: messenger RNA, 1106 nt
Organism: Bactrocera neohumeralis
Lineage: Eukaryota; Metazoa; Arthropoda; Insecta; Diptera; Tephritidae
Exons: 5
Coding region: 82-876 (264 amino acids)
Source: RefSeq, a predicted model, not a curated record
UAUUGCAGGCGGUAAGACGUUAGCUGCAAGAAGGAUUCAGUAAACUUUAUAAAAAAAACAUAUUCUAUACUAACAAUCAAAAUGAGAUUCUCAAAAACGCCUGCUAGUCGUUUAAGCCAGGUUAAAUUAUUGGCAAUUGCUGUAUUGUUGCAAACCAUUCGGAAGGCUGAGUGUUUGUAUGAAGAUACUAUUUUGAACUUUUUGGAACAAUUACGUGUUCGCAUGUGUCAUCCUAUUCCACAGUUAGGAUUGCCAGCCUUGGAUCCUUUUCAAAUCCACCAUGUGGAAACAGAAAUUAAUAACAAAUACUUAGUAGAUUUCACAGGCUCUGUCACUGAUUUCAACCUGACAGGAUUAUCUGAUUUUGAUAUAGACUUACGUAUUUCUACAAUAAGAAAAUCAAUAAUUGAUAUCACUUUACCAAUGACAGAGUUUAAAUCCAUUUACACUGCCAAAGGAUCUUUGGCCUAUAUAUUGAAUUUGAGCGGUGAUGGUAAUGCACAAGCACAUAUAAGACACUUAAACCUGCAAAUAUCAUUUAAUUUGGGCAUCGGAAAAUUCCUUAGCAUAAGAAAUUUGAGUAUUACGGUCACAGUAGGUGAAAUAUAUAUGGACUUCGAAAAUUUGCUCGAGGAGGAACGAAUAAAUGAUUUUUUUCAUGCUUUAGUCAACGAACUAGGCUUGGAACUAUUGGGGGAUCUUUGGAUUGAUGAAAAGGACUUUUCAGAGCAAUAUAUACAAGAGCGCAUUAAUACUUUUAUUGGUCAAUACACUCUAGCUGAUAUUUUAAAGAUAAUUGGUGGUAGCGGUGAGGGAGAACCUAUAUUUGGUAGUGGACCCCCUGGUGAUUGCAAAUAUGACAUUAACUUAAAUUAAGCUAUUAUAAAAAAAAAAACUUGACAAGACUGAAAUAGCAAACAAAAGCUUGGUCAUAAAUUCCGCUAUGCAACUCACAAUAUGCAACAUUGUGCGCAUUUCUUAAUCUAAUUUAGAUUAGUACAAUAAUCUUUAUAAAUCCGAAAAUAUAAAACGGUGAUUAGAUUAUAAGUGAACGAUAUUCUUAAUGGAACUUUUAUUAUUUUAUAGUUCAAUAAACAUUUUUAUUA